This is a messenger RNA of Acanthoscelides obtectus, 3408 nucleotides long. The record is from the annotation of a GenBank genome assembly. Lineage: Eukaryota; Metazoa; Arthropoda; Insecta; Coleoptera; Chrysomelidae.
GGUCAAUCUGCAAAAUACUCUCUCUCUCUUUGAACUGCUCGUGAAAUAUAUAAAGGAAAUUGGAACCAUUCAUAAUAAUAAAUAUAAACCUUGCCACUAACAACUGCGCUAUAGGUUGUUGAAUCUAUAAUAAUCUAACUUCGAUGUUUAUGUUUAAAAUGACUUGCCUAUGAACAAUGGCCCUACUGCAUUACAGGCACAGGCUAGACAACCAGUCUUGCACACCGUUCCAUAACCUCACAAAUUUUCUAUUUUUACAUUUCAAAACAGGAAAGGUUAAGGUUAAAUUAAAGUUAUUUGAGGAAACCCUACGAUGUAAAUUGUAAAUAUAGCACCGAAAACGAACAGCAAUUAUUGUCCGAACGAUGUAUUCGAAGUAUCAUAAGGCUCUCUGUUCAACAAAUAAAGUAUACAGAUGUCUGUGCAAUGGUUUGGUCACAGACGGUAGCACCCCUGGGGCCACAGCCCCUGCAGGCACUGGCAUGCCCCCAAAAGAUGCCAGGGUCGUUAUAUGUGGAGGAGGCGUGAUGGGAGCCUCGGUGGCUUACCAUCUUGGAAAACUGGGAUGGGGUAAGGAGACUGUGUUGAUUGAACAAAAUCGUAUUGGUGGAGGAACAACUUGGCAUGCAUCUGGCCUCAUAGGUGUGUUCAAGCCAAGCUUGUCUCAAGUGAAACUGACCAAGUCAAGUGUAGAUUUGUACAAAGAGCUUGAGAAUAAAGGACUGUCAACAGGCUGGAAACAAUGUGGUAGUCUCAACAUAGCAAGAACUAAGGAUAGGAUGAUUGUCUUUAAGAGGAUGAAAGCUCAGUCUGUGUCCUGGGAAAUUGACUGUGAGAUACUUACUCCUGAGCAAUGCAAAGAAAAAUGUUCCUUGUUAAGAAUUGAUGAUAUAAUUGGUGGCUUGUGGAUACCUGGAGAUGGUGUAGGUGAUCCAUAUGAAACUUGCUUGUCUAUAAUAUCAGAGGCAAAAAAAUGGGAGUUCGCGUGAUUGAGGGAUGUGGUGUCAAAAAAAUAGACCAAAUUGAUAAAAGAGUAUCAGGAGUUGAUACAUCCUUGGGCUACAUAAACUGUGAAUACUUUGUAAAUUGCGGUGGGUUUUGGGCUAGAGGUAUCGGUCAGCUCUCAGAACCCAAUGUAAAAGUACCUCUGCAUGCUGUAGAACAUUACUAUCUCCAUACAAAACCUAUUCCUGGACUAGAUCCUCUAUUACCAGUUGUUAGAGAUCAAGACGGCCAUAUCUACUUCAGAGAAAACAAAGGUCGUUUACUCGCUGGCGGAUUUGAGCCAAUAGCAAAACCGGCUUACGAAGACGGUAAAAUUCCAGGUCAGUGUUAGCUAUUUUGCAUCAGCAUUCCAACUGUUAAGGAAUAAUGAAAGGUCAUAUUUUCAGCAAGCAGCAAGGACCGAGCAUUGCCUGAGGAUUGGGAUCAUUUCCAUGUGUUAAUGGAGCAAUUGCUUCAUAGGGUGCCCAGUUUAGGCAAUGCUGUGUUGGAUAGGCUUUGUAAUGGUCCUGAGGCUUUUAGUCCGGACUGCAAGUGGAUUGUAGGAGAAACCCCGGAGAUCAGAAAUUACCUGGUAGCUGCAGGGAUGAAAACUAUCGGUAUCGCGGCAGCUGGUGGGGUUGGAAAAGCUACUGCAGAGCUUAUAGUAACUGGCGACACUGACUUUGAUAUGUACGAAUUAGAGGUGUCUAGAUUCUUAGGUCUCCAUAAUAAUAGAAAGUUCCUAAGGGACAGAGUAAGAGAGGUUCCAGGACUGCACUAUGGAAUUAUGUACCCGUUUCACGAGUUCCAGACAAGUAGAAAUCUCAGGAUGUCCCCUGUAUAUACGAGAAUGAGAGAAGCUGGUGCAGUUUUUGGACAGGUGAUGGGAUAUGAAAGACCAACUUGGUUUGAUCCAAACAUCAUACACGAUACAGAAAAUCCACACGAUUGGUGUACUCCAUAUCGGAUGGCUUAUACAAACACAUUCGCAAAACCACCCUGGUUUGACUGCGUGGCUAAAGAGUAUGAAGCUUGUAGAGAACGAGUGGGGUUGGCAGAUUAUUCUUCGUUUACAAAAAUCGAUCUAUGGUCUGAAGGUAACGAGGUAGUUGACGCCCUCCAGUAUGUCUGUUCGAACGACGUAGAUGUCCCAGUUGGCAGUAUCAUUCAUACAGGGAUGCAGAAUAAACAUGGAGGUUACGAGAAUGAUUGUUCAUUAGCCAGAUUAGCUGAAAAUCAUUACAUGAUGAUUGCUCCGACAAUUCAACAGACCCGUUGCAAAGUGUGGCUCCGGAAACACCUCCCGCCGAGCGUAGCGAUGUCUGAUGUGACCAGCAUGUUCACGGCAUUAUGCAUCAUGGGUCCCUUCACCAGAACGUUGUUAUCAGAGUUGACUGAUACGGAUCUCCAUCCUAGGAACUUCCCAUUUUUCACGUUUAAAAUGCUGGACGUCGGUUUGGCCAACGGGAUUAGGACAAUGAAUUUGACCCAUACUGGAGAGCUGGGAUACGUACUCUACAUCCCCAAUGAGUUUGCAUUGCAUGUCUACUCUAGCCUCAUAAGUGCUGGUGAGAAAUAUGGUAUCACGCACGCAGGUCAUUAUGCUACAAGGUCAUUGAGAGUAGAGAAGUUUUACGCCUUUUGGGGUCAAGAUCUGGAUACAUUGACAACUCCUUUGGAAUGUGGCAGGGUUUGGCGAGUGAAGUUUGACAAAAAAAUGGACUUCAUCGGAAGAGACGCGCUGCUGAAACAAAGGGAGGAAGGAGUGAAAAGAAUGUACAUCCAUCUUGUACUUGAAGAUCAUGAUUCUGAAAUUGAUCUAUGGCCGUGGGGUGGAGAACCAAUUUAUAGAGAUGGGAAAUAUGUCGGUAUGACUACCACGACAGGUUACGGAUAUACCUUCAAAAAACAAGUAUGUCUGGGCUUUAUAGAAAAUACUGAUUCACGAGGAGUAAAGCAAACUGUAACUCAUGACUAUGUAACAAGUGGCCAUUUUGAAGUGGAUAUUGCUGGAAUUAGGUACAAAGCAAGCAGGUAUUCGAAAAGUGCGAAAAUACGUGGUAAUCUAUUCAGGGAAUAGAGAUAUCCCAAUAAAAAGCCGUUUUCGAAAAUUAGACAUGCUUGCCUCGGCAUCGACCUUAGAGUUCAGCGCGAAAGCCAACAUUCAUUCUCCAAUCUUGCCAUCCAAACACCCAGAUCAAGAGCGUGAUGCUUACCAAGCUACACGGGGAAAAGGCAAUGAAGAAAUGAAUACUAUACACCAAAUUGUUAAGACUGUUUAGAUUGUAACAUUACCUAUUGUGCGAUUUUUGUCUAAAAGUAUUAUUUUAUUAAUUUUGUUGUAUAUUGUAUAAUUUUGUAUGUAUUGUAUAUUGGUAUGUUAUUAGGAAUUAUAUUUUUGUUAAAUAAAAACGUUUCUUGGAA